Coffea eugenioides is the source of this 1308-nucleotide messenger RNA. RefSeq names its product aquaporin PIP2-2-like. Gene Ontology annotation, biological process: transmembrane transport. The transcript has 4 exons. The record is from RefSeq and is a predicted model, not a curated record. Gene Ontology annotation, molecular function: water channel activity. Gene Ontology annotation, cellular component: plasma membrane. The coding region runs from base 148 to 1011 and encodes 287 amino acids. NCBI's taxonomy places the organism in Eukaryota, Viridiplantae, Streptophyta, Magnoliopsida, Gentianales, Rubiaceae.
AUCUCCCAGACUCUUGUCAUCAGUCAUCCCAAGUCGUGUCUUGCGAUACUACAAUAUUCUAGCUUCUCCAACAAUCCAAUUCGUGCACAUACUUGUUUGUAGCAGCUGGUAUUAGCAAAAGAGAUCAUCUAGGUGGGUGCAGCAAAGAUGGCGAAGGAUAUUGAGGUUGGGGGCAGUACUCAUGAACAUUACGGGGCCAAGGACUACCAAGACCCGCCUCCAGCACCCCUUGUUGACCCCGAAGAACUCACCCAAUGGUCCUUCUACAGAGCCAUCAUCGCUGAAUUCAUCGCCACCCUCUUGUUCCUCUACAUCACGGUUUUAACGGUGAUUGGUUAUAAAAGCCAAUCUGACACCAAGGCCAACGGAGAUAUAUGUGGGGGUGUUGGCAUCCUGGGUAUUGCCUGGGCCUUCGGGGGCAUGAUCUUCAUCCUUGUUUACUGCACCGCUGGCAUUUCUGGAGGGCACAUUAAUCCUGCAGUGACAUUUGGGCUAUUCUUGGGUAGGAAGGUGUCCCUGGUCAGAGCAGUCUUGUACAUGGUGGCUCAGUGCCUGGGGGCCAUCUGUGGCUGUGGGCUGGUUAAGGCUUUCCAAAGGGCUUACUACGUAAGGUACGGCGGUGGUGCCAAUGGGCUAUCCGACGGCUACAGCACUGGCACCGGAUUGGCAGCUGAAAUCAUUGGUACAUUUGUCCUGGUUUACACUGUUUUCUCCGCCACUGACCCCAAGAGAAAUGCACGAGACUCUCACGUUCCUGUACUGGCACCACUCCCAAUUGGAUUUGCAGUAUUCAUGGUUCACUUGGCUACCAUCCCGGUAACUGGCACUGGUAUUAACCCAGCAAGAAGCUUUGGAGCUGCCGUCAUAUACGGAAAGGCAUGGGACGAUCAUUGGAUCUUCUGGGUUGGACCAUUCAUUGGUGCUGCAAUUGCUGCAUUAUACCACCAGUACCUUCUAAGAGCAGGAGCAGUGAAAGCUCUGGGCUCAUUCAAGAGCAGCACUCCCUAUUAAUUAAUUAAGCACCGCAACUCUUGUCUGUAUGCUGCAUCAGCAUGCAACGGAACGGAAGACUGCCCACUCUGGGCCUGGGAGGCAAAAUCAAGCAGUCCUUCCAUUAAUAAGUUGUGUAUAAUGAGUUGCCUGCUUUUCUAUCUCGGCAGUGGGCACUAGUUUUAUUUGUGCCUAAAGUCAUCCUUGUACCGGGCCGGGCUUCUCUCUCUCUCUUUGUUUUUUUUAGCCUUUACCUUUCAGUGUAGUCAUCAAAAAUAAUAAUAAAUCCGCUAGCGAAGUUAUGUUUGUCUGAAAUAA